Limulus polyphemus (Atlantic horseshoe crab) is the source of this 592-nucleotide messenger RNA. Its product is annotated as zwei Ig domain protein zig-8-like. NCBI's taxonomy places the organism in Eukaryota, Metazoa, Arthropoda, Merostomata, Xiphosura, Limulidae. The annotation marks the transcript as partial. Gene Ontology annotation, cellular component: neuron projection. The transcript has 3 exons. The record is from RefSeq and is a predicted model, not a curated record.
CUCCGUGCUUACCGACCACCUCGUGCUCUCAGUCUUGUACCCUCGGGAAUCACCAUGUGGUCCUGGCCGACUGGCCUGACGUAGCAGUCUCGCAAAGAGAGUGUUGCGUGUGUAUCACGUUCAGGAUCACCGAGGAACAGCAGCAGACACCUGGCAGUCUCUGACGUUUGUAACCCGGAUUGAGUAGCAAACUCAAUGAAGCUCAGAAAACACUCAUACAGGUGGUUCAUCCUUUUACUGGUGUGGACAGGACUGGCAUUAGGAAAGCAGAGAAGAGCUGACGCAGGAAGGAGAGGAGCACCUCGUUUCGCGGAACCUAUUCCUAAUGUGACCAUAGCAGAAGGCCGCUCCUUGACGUUAGCUUGUGUAGUGGAGAACCUCGAACCAUAUAAGGUGUCGUGGAUUCACAUAAACAGGCACAUGCUAUUAUCUCUACAUGAUGCUGUGAUUACAAGAAACCCACGCUUCCGAAUAACCCAUAACGGCCAUAGCACCUGGGUUCUUCACAUAGAUAACGUCCAGAAGGAUGACCAGGGCCAGUAUAUGUGUCAGAUUAAUACAAAUCCCAUGAUUAGUCAAAGUGGACACAAUA